Messenger RNA from Aricia agestis (brown argus), 1959 nucleotides. It is a transcript of the gene hfp, whose product is annotated as poly(U)-binding-splicing factor half pint. Bases 106 to 1926 code for a protein of 606 amino acids. The transcript is spliced from 12 exons. The record is from RefSeq and is a predicted model, not a curated record. Gene Ontology annotation, molecular function: RNA binding. Gene Ontology annotation, cellular component: precatalytic spliceosome; catalytic step 2 spliceosome. Lineage: Eukaryota; Metazoa; Arthropoda; Insecta; Lepidoptera; Lycaenidae. Gene Ontology annotation, biological process: mRNA splice site recognition; alternative mRNA splicing, via spliceosome; regulation of alternative mRNA splicing, via spliceosome.
AAGAAAAUUCUAAAAAAGAAAUUAUCGUAAAUUAUCCUUAUUAUUAUACUAUAUUUUAAUCCUAGAAAACGUGGAUUUCUAAUUCAAGUGCAGCAACCCAAAGAUAUGGAAUUGUUGCAGGGUUCAGCCAUGAUGACCGCUGGUAUGGCUGAGCCGACACUGCCGGGGCCGGACUACGCGGCACUAGCGGCCGGCAUGCAGCAGGGAAUGGGAGCAGGCAUGCAGCCAGGCAUGGGAGCGGGGAUGCAGGCGGGCAUGCCGCUGAGCAUUGGAGUGGGCAUGCCAGGGGUAGGCGCACAGGCGGGAGGCUCGCAGGCGGGCGGCUACCCCGACGCCCCAGUGUACGACCUGCGGCAGGUCGGCGAUGUCUACACAGGCCCGGGCGCGAAGUGGUCGACUCUGCCGGCGAUCCUGGGCGGGUCGCUGCCGCGGCUGAGCUCCGAGCAGGCGGACGCCGUCGCCCGCGCCAAGAAGUUCGCCAUGGAGCAGAGCAUCAAGAUGGUGCUGAUGAAGCAGACGCUCGCGCACCAGCAGCAGCAGAUGGCCUCGCAGCGCACGCAGGUGCAGCGGCAGCAGGCCCUCGCGCUCAUGUGCAGGGUGUACGUGGGUUCGAUUUCGUUCGAGCUGAAGGAGGACACGAUCCGGCAGGCGUUCCUGCCGUUCGGGCCGAUCAAGUCCAUCAACAUGUCGUGGGACCCCGUCACGCAGAAGCACAAGGGGUUCGCGUUCGUCGAAUACGAGAUACCUGAGGCUGCGCAGCUCAGCUUGGAACAGAUGAACGGUGUGAUGCUGGGCGGGCGGAACAUCAAGGUGGUUGGGCGGCCGUCCAACAUGCCGCAGGCGCAGGCCGUCAUCGACGAGAUACAGGAGGAGGCCAAGCGCUACAACCGCAUCUACGUGGCGUCGGUGCACCCCGAGCUGACGGAGGACGACAUCAAGAACGUGUUCGAGGCGUUCGGCCCCAUCACCUACUGCAAGCUCGCGCACGGCUCCGCGCACAGACACAAGGGCUACGGCUUCAUCGAGUACUCGACGCUCCCGGCGGCGCUGGAGGCCAUAGCGAGCAUGAACCUGUUCGACCUGGGCGGGCAGUACCUGCGCGUGGGGCGCGCCAUCACGCCGCCCGACGCGCUGCUCGGCCCUCCCGCCGCCGGCGCCAUGCCCACCGCCGCCGCCGUCGCCGCCGCCGCCGCCACCGCCAAGAUACAGGCGAUGGACGCGGUGGCGUCUAACGCGGUGGCGCUCGGUCUGACGAAGCUGUCGGCCCUGGGCGUACCCCCCGCCGCCGCCCUGCCCACGCUGGCCGCCGCCCUGCCCCUCGCCGCCCUGCCGCUCGCCCCCGCUGCGCUGCCUCUCGCCCCCGCCCCCGUCAUCCCGCCCCCCGGCGUCGUCAUACCCUCCGCGCCCCGGCAACCGCCCGCCAAGCCUGCGGCAGACGCGGCGGCUGCUGCUGCUGCUGCUGCGGCAGCGGCGGCGGCGGGCGCAGCGCAGACGCAGCAGGCGGCACUACAGCGCAAGCUGCUGGACAGCUCGCCCGACACGCUGCAGCAGCAGGAGUCCCUCUCCAUCUCCGGACAGUCCGCCAGACAUCUCGUCAUGCAGCGACUCAUGAGGCGACGCGCCUCGCGGACGGUGCUGCUGCGCGACAUGGUGGCGGCGAGCGACGUGGACGAGGCGCUGCACCACGAGAUACAGGAGGAGUGUAGCAAGUGGGGCCGCGUCACCCGCCUCGUCAUAUACAACGAGCGCCAGAGCGAGGACGACGACCCCGCGCACGCCAACGUCAAGAUAUUCGUGCAGUUCGAGGAGCCGGACGAGGCGUCGGCGGCGGCGUCGGCGCUGGACGGGCGGUACUUCGGCGGGCGGACCGUGCGCGCUGCGCUCUACGACCAGGACCUCUUCGACCACGGCGACCUGUCCGGCUAGCCCUCCGGCGAUGUGGGGGGGCACAGGGGGAGG